Anopheles coustani is the source of this 24204-nucleotide messenger RNA. RefSeq names its product protein split ends (gene spen). NCBI's taxonomy places the organism in Eukaryota, Metazoa, Arthropoda, Insecta, Diptera, Culicidae. The transcript has 13 exons. The coding region runs from base 54 to 20237 and encodes 6727 amino acids. Gene Ontology annotation, cellular component: nucleus. Gene Ontology annotation, biological process: regulation of transcription by RNA polymerase II. Gene Ontology annotation, molecular function: mRNA binding. The record is from RefSeq and is a predicted model, not a curated record.
CUAACGACCGAUCCAGCACCGAUCCGCCUCCAUGAAGGAACAGAGGCUAGAAAAUGGUACGCGAGACUCGACAUCUUUGGGUAGGAAACUUGCCCGAAACGGUACGAGAGGACAAGCUAAGGGAGCAUUUUAAAAGAUCCAAUCACCCGCGGCUGUCGUCCGGAGGCGGCGUUGGCGGAAGCAGUAGUGGCACCACCACCAGUGGAGGAGCCGGUUGGUACAGCGGUCCCAGCGGUGGCACCGCCAGCAACGAUACCAGCCAGCAGAUAUCGAUCUCGCAGCCCCACGCCAUCAACCAUCAACCGCUCGGCGGCAGCGUUGGCUCGAUAGCACCCUCACAGCUGUCAGACAGCGGAGGAGGCGGUGGAGCACCAGGCGGCGGAGGAACAGGGGGCGUAAACAACAACAACAACAAUAAUAAUAAUAACAACAGCUACGAUGGCUAUGCCGUAAAGAAGAAGCAACUGCAGCAACAAUCACUCCCGAAGUCAUCUCACCGGUCCGGUUCUGGGUCGGAGUCACCCGGCAGUAACCACGGCAAUAACAACAACCACCAGAACCACCAUCACCACCACAACCACUAUCACCACCAGCACCAGCACCAGCACCAGCACCACCACCAUCGCCACUCGCGGACCGCGUCGCCGGUGCAGCAGCAGUACCACCAUCAUCACCAUCCUUCCUCCGGUGGCGGCGGUGUGAUCGGCGAUCGGUCGCAUCAUCACAACCACCACCACAAUCAUCACCACCGGGGGGACGGCAGCGGUCACCAUCAGGCGGCGCCGCAGCAGCACCAUCCGAACCACCACGCGCAGCCGUCGUACCACCAGCGCCACCAGCGCCGGUCGGUGUCCCGGUCUCGGUCGCGAUCGCCCAGCAGCAGCAGCUCGUCCACCUGCUCGUCCUCGACGUCGCACAGCCAGGGCGGCGGUAUUGCGAGCCACUCGCAACACGACGCUGGCACGACGACGAACCUGUCGGGACGUGGCACGCACGGCAGUAGCAGCGGAGGAAACAGCGUCGGUGGCGGCACCAGUGGCAGCGGAGGAGGAGGAGGAGCUGGUCUACCGCCGUCCUCGGUUGGUGGUUUGUUGCCAUCGCUGCCGUCGUCCUAUGGCCGCGAUGCUGCCGCAAGCUGCGCACCGUCCACAGCCGCGGCUGGAGUAAUAGGCGGCGGCGUGCUGCCACCACUCGCCAGCGGAAGGACCCUGCUGCAGUCGGCGAUCUCGACGGCGGCGGCAUUAGCGGCGGCGGCGGCGGCAGCAACAGCAGCGGCGGCCUCGUCGACGACGACACAUCUGGGAGGCGGUGGCGGCGGCAACGCUAAUAAUGCAGCUAACGGUCCAAUCGGAAGCAGCAGCAGCAGCAGCAGCAGCAGCAGCAGCAGUAGCUCGAGCAGCUCGAGUAGCAGCAGCAGCAGCAGUAGUAGCAGUGGUGGCUCCAGCCAUCAUCAUUCCAGUGGUGCUGGUCCAGCGGGAGGAAGUGGUGGUGUACCGACCAUCACCGCCACCACCAUCAACCACGCCGCAGCGGGACAGCAGCAGCAGCAGCAGCCAACGACAGCGAGUGCGGGUGGAGGUGGAGGGCUCAGCAACGGUGGCGGCGGAGUCGGUGCCAGCAGCAGCAGCGGCGGCGGCGGCAACAGCAAUCUGAUCAACUUCAACUCGGACGACAACCGGCCGCUGGCGAUCUGCGUGCGAAAUCUCCCCGCCCGCUCGUCCGACACCUCGCUCAAGGAUGGCCUGUUCCACGAGUACAAGAAGCACGGCAAAGUGACGUGGGUGAAGGUGGUCGGCCAGAACACCGACCGGUACGCGCUCGUCUGCUUCAAGAAGCCGGAGGAUGUGGAGAAGGCGCUGGAGGUGUCGCACGACAAGCUGUUCUUCGGCUGCAAGAUAGAGGUGGCCCCGUACGCGGGCUACUACGACGUCGACGACAACGAGUUCCGGCCGUACGAGGCGGAGCUGGACGAGUACCAUCCGAAGUCGACCCGCACGCUGUUCGUCGGCAACCUCGAGAAGGACAUUACCGGGAGUGAGUUGCGCAAGCAGUUCGAGUGCUUCGGCGAGAUCAUUGAGAUAGACAUUAAGAAGCAGGGUGCGAGCGCGUACGCGUUCUGUCAAUAUUCGGACAUAGUGAGUGUAGUGAAAGCGAUGCGCAAGAUGGACGGCGAGCAUCUCGGCGCGAACCGGAUCAAGCUCGGCUUCGGCAAGUCGAUGCCGACCAACUGCGUGUGGCUGGACGGGGUGGCGGACAGUGCGAGCGAGAACUAUCUCGUCGCCCAGUUCAACCACUUCGGCACGGUCUCGCAGGUGAACGUCGACCGGGAGCGCCGGCUCGCGCUGAUCUACUACGAGCAGGUGCAGCAGGCGCAGGCGGCCGUCAAGGAGAUGCGCGGCGUGACGCUGCGCGGCCGCAAGCUGCAGGUGGACUUUGCGUCCCGCGAGUGCCAGGAGGCGUUCUUUGAUAAGUUAGAUAAGCAGCAGCAAUCGGCGGCUGGAGGCGGCGGCGGCGGCGGUCCCGAACGGAUAUCGUCGUCCUUCGGGUCGCCCCGCUUCGGUAGCAACAAUAGUGGUAACAGUGCUAGUGGUAACAACGGUAGUAGUGGUGGUCUCGGUGUCCACAGUGGAAACAGUGCCGCCGGAAUCAAUAGCAGUAGUGGUAAUAGUAAUAGGGAAGGUAGCAGUAGCAGCAGCAGCAAUAGCUCAUUGAGCCGGAAUCGCGCGUCCGAGCGUGGCGGCGGUUCUUCGUCGUCCUUCAGUCGACCGAGCAAUCCGCUUACCGCCGUCGGAAACGUUGGUGCCAUCGCUGGUGGCGCCUCGCCCCGCGUUGACCCGCUAUCGCUGUCGUCCUCCGCCACCGCCUCGUCGACGGGUUUGCUGUCGUCGUCGCUCGGUGCCGGGGGAGGCGCUGGUAGUGCUCGGGGCGGCAACGGUGGGUCGGGGGGUGGAGGAGGGGUUGGCGGCCCGAUGGGUGUCAACUCCUCCUCGUCGUCCUCGUCGCGGUCGCGGAUCGUGCGGUACUCGAGCGAGGACUACUACUCGGAAGGCGGAAACGCCGGUGGAGCCGCCGGCAUCGGCGAUCGGAUCGAAGCGCCGCGGCGAUUUCGAAGCUACGACGAGUACAGCCAGGGGUCGGCCGCAAGCUCUACGCACGAGGACGACCGAUACGACCACCACGAGCACAACAACAGCAGUGGUGUGAGUGGGACCCGCGGCAGCAGCAGCGGUGGCAGCGGGAACAUUGGCAGUACGCUCAUCGAUCGGCUGGCUGGCGGUGCGGCCAGCCUCGCCCACCACCUACACCAUCUCGUUGGGUCGAUCGAUUCGCCCACGGCGGGAGGAUCGUUGCCCGGUGGUGGCGGCGGUCUUACCUCCACGAUACAAUCGCGGUUAGGUGAGACCGACCUCCAAGCAUCCGCUCAGGUGACCGGUGGAGCUGUAGCUGUUGGCGGCAGCAGUUUACGGAAACGCAGCGAAAAGAGUUCAGGUGGCGAUAGCAACAACAUACGCUACCUGCAGAAGGAGCGUGUACAUAUACUAGAACAGCUAGAAGAAUGCCCGUCCAGUGGCGAUGAGCUGGUGAGCCCAAAGAAGCGUAUCAAAUACAACUCGGACGGGCACCAUCACCAUCACCACCACCAUCACCACGGAGGAAGCGAUUCCGAUCGUGACCACCACCGGGAUCUGCGCGAUCCAUCCCCUGGCGUCAUUGUUGUGGCCGGCGCCGGUUCUGCAGCUACCGCGGCUGGCGGCAAUACCGGGAGUGGCAAUAUGCUGCACCAUUACAACAGCCACCACCACCACCAUCAUCACCACCAUCCGCACCAUGGUAGCAACAACAGUGAUGGUGGUGGCGGUACGACAGGAGGAGGAGGAGGAGGGAUCGGAUCGAUCGGUGGCAUCCAGUCAUCGUCUGCGCUGACCCACCGCAAGUCGAUGGAGGUGCGCCGGUUGUCCGAGUGUAACAUCCAGCAGUCGAAGCAAUCCGUCUCGUCGUCAUCGGCGGGUUCGCUCGUGGGUGGAAACAGUAGGAGACCUUCCACAGACAGCAGCUCGUUACAGCAGCGGCACGUGAAUGCUUCCAGCAGUAAUAACUCGCAGCACCACCUGCCGACGGAAGGACCCACCACGAACCAUUCGCUCUACUCGCCGCACCAUCACCUGAGCAAACGAAGGAAAAUGAUCGGUGAUGGACUGGCACCAACUGCGACAGUCCUGGCCAACAGCAGCAAUAACAACAGCAGUAGUAGCACGGCAACGGGAGGAUCAUCGGCAUCGUCUUCUUCUUGGGCGGCAGCGAAUGCGGGCACCACAGCAGGGACGAGUCUAUCAACCUCCAACGAACAUCACCAUUCUUCGCGGGGUCGAGGUCACCAGCUACACUCGAUACAUUCUCACGAGGCUAGUGGGGGCGAGAGUGCCGAUGGGUCGCGUCCCGGCACGCCCCUAUGCGACGAGCGGCCGGAAAACUUGCUGCUCCCGAGCGAACCCCGCCGGAUACCAACGGCACGAUCGUACAACCAGGAGCCGAUGGAGCUCCCACUGCCCCGCUUUGCCGUGCAGGUGUUCCAGCAGAACCGACUCAAUGCAAUCCAUCAGCAGCAGCAGAGUGGUAGUGCGGGAGGAGGUUCGUCCUCAGCUUCCUCCUCAACUUCGUCUGCGGUGGUGCCGUCAACCGUCGUCAACGCCUCCUCGUCCGUUGAACGGCAGAUCUCGUCCGGGUCGUCUUCGGCAGCCGCGACACCAUCGACACCGUCCACCGUCGCUACGCCAACAACCCCGCUCCCGUUUUCGACCGCGGUCAGCGGCAGCGGCACCUCCGCUGGAUCACAAUCGGCCGCCACCAACUCCUCCGCUGCGAUCAACCCGAGUCUCUCUUCGCUGGCGGCGAAUUCUAGUCUACUACAGAGCAACAGCAACGCCCUCACGAGUCCUCCGCCAGUAGCAGUGGCCGCGUCGGCCAGCAAGUCGUCCGGAGGAGCUGCGUCCAUUGGUGGUUUGCCGUUGCUCGGGGAGUCGUCGGUGAGCGAAAUGGUGCCGGCAAGUCCACCGCCACGGGCCCCCUCCGUUAGCUCGACGUCAAGUGAUUCUAGCGACCUCGGCAUGUCACUGGACGAGCGCAUCAAGACACUGGACGAAAAGUUCGAGAAGUGGUCCGGUAGUACCCAGGCGGCUUCCGUCACUCGGCUUGGUGGUGGUGGCAGCGUCAAUGCGUCAGUCCCCCCGAUUGGUAGCGGUACCAGUGGGAACGCGAACGAGCUCCACUUUGGACUGAAUGAUCGACUCCAUUACCACCAUCACGGAUCGUCCGGGAAAAUGACGUCUUCGUCCUACAACCACCAUUCCUCUUCAUCCUCCCACCACCACCACCACCAGCACCACCUGCCGCAACAGCAUGCGUCUCCGUUCCACAAUCCGGGCGUAGGUGCUGCGGGACUGCUGAACCACCACCAUCAUCACCACCUACCGCCGCAUCAUCACAUUCACCAACACCACCAGCCGACAGCGUCGUCGUUGUCCCCAUCACCGCUAUCCUCGUCUUCCUCGGCCGCCGGCAGCUCGUUUCGCACGAAGUUUCUCGAUCUCGACGUGCACGAGCUGCCCCCGUCGGACAUCGUCAAGUCGGUGCUGUCGAAAAAGUCCAUCUUCGACGAGGACCUCAAGCGGUUGGAGAACAUCGACGACAAGUACGAACCGCGCGACUUCUCCAACUACUCGAAGCAUAGCACCGCACUGGUGGCCGCAUCCGCUGGUACCAUUGCGACCGUGCUCGGCAACAGCAUAGCGUCCGUGAUCGCUGCGGCGGCGGCGGCGGGAGGACCAGCAGCAGCAACAGUAUCGCCGGUGGUGAAUAGUGUUACGCUCGCGACAACACCCUCGGCCAGCCAAUCACCUGUUCAUCUGGGUUCGCUCAAAACGGCACCAACCGCAGCUGCUGCUCCGGCGGUGCCAAGCGGUACUACGGCAAGCUCGGCUCCAACGACCCCCAUCACGCCGACGACCGUCAGCUUACCGAGGAUCAGUGGAAGUAGCAGUAGCACCUCCGUUUCGCCGAUGAACAGCCCGCAGCCGUACAACAGUCCCAACCCUUCGGUGAAGUCCACUCUCCAGUAUCCGUUCCCCAGUCACCCACCGGCGGUGGCGGCGGCUGCAGCGGCAGCAGCAGCGGCGGCUGCGGCAGCAUCAGGUCAACCAUCAACCACCGUCGCCUCCUCUUCUCCACCGUCUUCUGGAAGCACCGUUGCAACAGCAACGACGACGACGACGGCGGCAGCUGGCAGUGACAAUGGAGAGUCCAGCAGCACAACAACAGCUACGUCGUCCCCGUCCGUUAAUCAUAAAGAUAACACUAGUAAUACGACACACAGUAGCAGUUCACACUCCGGUACUGCUAUGACGACUACGUCCUCUACAAUACCUUCGACAAGCGCUGCUGCCUCAACAACGGCCGGUGUGACGACACUAACGACGACCACAACCACCACUACCAUCACUUCCACUGCUACUACAUUGUCCUCGUCAUCGUCCUCGUCGUCGUCGUCAACCAGUAAACCAAAGACCAAUGUUUUAAAUAAAAGUAUUAGUUUAACGGAAAAAACAAGUACAAACGCUAGCGGUAACAACAAUAAUAAUUUAAUGAACAAUAGUAAUAGUGUAACUACUAGUGGUAGCGGCAACGGCAGCAGCAGCGGUGGUGGUAGAGCCAGUGCAAAUCAUCUGUCCUCUUCUUCAUCUUCAACUUCGUCGUCGUCGUCGUCAUCGAGUAAUAAUAGUGGCGUGACGCAGAAACAUCAGCAGCAGUCCGCCAGCGGCAGUCGAGCAUCGGUUGUGAAAGAUGCGGUCGGAGGAGGAGCCGUUCAAUCGACAUCACUACCACCCCCGGGGAGCACGAACGUCGGCACGGUUAAGGGUGGUUCCGAUGACGGUGGUCCACCGGCGGCAGCGGCGGCGGCGCACAUGCAUUCCAGUAGUAGCAGCCUUAGCAGUGGAGUCGGAAAGGCGACGGAAAGUGACGCGACGGUGGCCAGUGGUGGAAGCAGUAAAGGCAGCAACAGCAGCAGCAACAAGCAUCACAAAGAUCGACGGAAACUAUCAACGGCAUCGUCUACCUCGUCGACCUCGUCCAGCAGUGUGGUGUCGUCACCGAAUGCCGCUGCUGCCAUGGCGGUGGGUGCAAGUUCGGUCGAUGAACCGGCAGAGGAAGUGGCAGCCAAUGCCGCUCCAUCGGUGGUACCAUCGUCGGAUACGUCGGCCAGCAAAUCGUCCAAGCAUUCGUCGAGCAAAUCGUCGAGCAAAUCGAAUUCGCACCACCACAAGGACCACCAUCAUCACCAUCACGGUGGUGGCAGCAUCGGAGGCGGCAGUGGCCACCGGCAUCACAGUGACAGCGUGAGCAGCACAAGCAGUACGAGCAGUAGUAGCAGUACAGCAAAGAAUCUUCACAACAAAGAAAACCACGUGGAGCAUCUUCCAGGUGCUGCUGCAGGCUUUGCCGCCGGUGGUGGCAACAGUGCCUAUCGGGACGAGUUUGAUCGCUUGAAGCAGGAGGCGGCUGCGGCGGCUGCAGCAACGGCGAUUGCAAGUACGAACAACAUUAAUAUCAUCGUUCCAUCUGGCGGAGGUUCUUCCUCCAAGCGAAGGGAUAAUAAAGACGAUGAAGAGCAACUGCCGGCGUUACAUCAACAAGGACAUCGGCAGGGAAAAUCAUCGACCGAUCGGGAAAAGGACACCCCGGCUCUGGUCGGUGGGGAGGAGAAAGAGCAGCGUAAGCAAUCGCGCGAUGAUGACAUGGAGAAGGAACUACACGAAAAGGAACGUAGUAGUAGGGCCAAGGGCGGUGCAGUGGCUUCGUCCGGUGAUACGGUGGAGAGGGAAUCUUCGGCGAACCAGAAGAAUCAUCUUCACCGUCAUCAUCACCACGAUGAGCCGGGCGCACAACAGCAACACCAUCAUCACCAUCACCGGGAGCGCUCCACAUCGGAUAAAGAUCGACGAGAUCGGGUAAACUCAACCGGUAGCGGCUCUCCCGCCCGAAGUUCCUCCAAACGACGGCUCAGCUCGCAGGAUAGCAUCGAAUCGACCCUGGAAGAAACGAACUCGGUGAAGAAAAUUCGCUCCAAUGUAUACCAGGACGGCCAAGAGACGGGAACGGGUCCGAAGAUUAACGAGCGGCGUGAUUCCGGUAAGGAAAGUCGUAAGGAAGGUGGCAAACAUCACCACAAAACGAGCGGCAACGGUCACAACCAUCGAUCGGAGAAAACAUCCUCUAAGACGUCGUCCGGCAGUGGUACUACUCCAUCGUCCGAGAAAGUCCCAUCCUCGAUGAACAACGCGUCCUCGAAGUACCUGCAGCAACCUGGCGGCGAGAAUCACCAUACUACCACCGAAAAGCAGCAACAGCAAGCGUUCCUGCUUGAAGAGCGCCGCAAGGAGAUCAUGCUUUCCGGUGAGGAUCAUCUUCGCCAUCAGCCGCCGUCCGGUGCCAGCAGUGCUGGUAGUGGCAGCGGCGGAGGUGGUGGUGGAAGCCAUCACAAGCGCAAGGAGCGGUACCACGAGUCGAAGCACAAGUCGAAGAAAAAUCGUGACCCUUCGCGAGACAAGGAGAACACGCAGAGCGCCAACUUCCCCGCGGACAGCUACGGUGAAAACCGGUCGACCAGCGACGAGGAAGAGCAGAACCGCCGAAUACGCUACAAGAAGGAGCGCAAGGAGCUGCAGGAGUUUGCAAAGCAACGCUUCCACCACAGCGCCUCGAGCGGUGGUGGUGGUGGAUCUGCCGGCGGUAUGGGACUGGACGCGUCGAGUGCGACUACCCCUGGCGGUGACCACUACAAGAAGUAUAAUUGUAGCCGUGCGGAUCGCAAAUCAUCACAGCCCGUUAGCCGUGCGGAAUCAUCGGCUGAGGAGGGUGUUGGUGGACCGACAGGAGGAGCCGUGAGGGAGAAGAAAAAGUGCCGCUCGAAUAGUAGCCGCAAACCGGCGAACAGCAACUCGGACGAUACGGACGACUCGGACGAGCCGAAGAAGCAUUCAAUCUUCGACAUUCCCGACGACUUCGGGCCGAAUAUCUCGAUGUACGACAAGGUGAAGGCACGCUCGUGCAAGAACAUGCAGAAGCAGGAGGAGGAGAAGAAGAUUCGGGCCAAGUUCUCACAGCUCAAGCAGUGCCGGGCGAAGCGGGAGGGUAAGAAUCGCUCCAAGAGCUGGGAAGAAGGCGAUGAGUCCGACUCGGAGGACGGUAUGAACUCGGACGGGACGGUCAACAGCAAGUACAAUCACCACCACAAGGAGCACAACAAGAGCGGCAUGGUGACGACAACGGACGACGAAGAGGAUCGCGUUCCGACGACACCUCGCUCGUCGUCACGCCGCCAUCAUCACUUGAAGGAGUCGUCGUUGGCGUCCGAUUCGGGUGACGAGGGUGGAACGACGGAUCACCAACGCGAUCGCGAGCAGCAAGAUCGUCGUCACCAUCACCAGCAUCAGCAUCAUCAUCAUCGGGCAAUCUUCAAUCGGGACCGGUUGAAUGAUCUGUGCGAUGAUGAAAGCAGCGAAGGUGGUGGCAACAUACACGGUACCGCCGGUCGGGACAAACGACCGCUUCUCCAGCAGCAGCAGCAGCAGCAGCAGCAGCAGGUGCAAAAGCAACGUCAAACCUCCUACCACCAGGAGAAAAGCUCACGGCGCAGUUCGGGCGAGGACAAAAAGUCGUCCUCCCGCAAGGGAGGCUCCCGAGGUUCGACGCGCAUCCAAUCGGACACGGAAACGGACGACGAAGGGACGAGGACGAACGAUCGUACGAAAAAUACAGUCACAACCGGCGGUGCUGCUGCCAUGGGCAGCAAUAGCAUGAUUCCGGAUGCCGAAUUUGAUCGAAUCAAUGAUAAAAUUGGACGUAUGUUCGCCGGAUCUACCCCCUAUACCGCCGAUGUGGAGCUCAAAAUCAAGAAGGAACUCAAAAGCGACGAUGAGAUUUCUUCGCACUUGGUCGAAGAUAAGAAACCGCCGUCAUCGUUGACCGUCAAGAUGGACCUGAGCUCCUCGUCCGGGGCUCCUAAGGAACAAAAACCAUCGGUUGCGGCGAUGACGACGGCUGGCUCGUUUGCCCUCAUUGCCAGUGACAUUUCCGAUGACGAUCUGGUGAAAACGGUCGUCAAGUCGGAGUACGGACAACCGACCACGACUGUGGCUGUCAUCAAGCAGGAAACAAAGGAUAUGGUAGCGUCGACGUACAAACAGCAUAAGGAGCGCAACCGUGACCAACCAUCGGUACCACCACCGGCUUGCGAUCAAUCCGGCUCGGACGGUGGUGAUCUAAUGGCGCACCAAAUGACACCCAAAACGGAACAGCAACAGCAGCAACAUUCCGAUUCCAAGAGAAAACAUAAGAAGAAGCAAAAGCGCAACAAAACGCUGGAUGGAAGCUUCGAGCAGUUGGAAAAGGACCCCUCGUCUACUACGGAAGCAGGAAGUGGUGAAAACGCAUCGAUUGGAGCGACCACAACUCCAGCUUCGAUCGCGUCGUUGGCGGCCGACGGUGGAAGUGGCGCUUCGGCAACGAUGGCAGCAACCAUCGCAACCGUUGUUCCGAAUGCACCCGUGGCCAACACACCUUCUUCUGCAAACGUCCCGACGACAGCAUCGACAACUAGCACUGUCGACGAGUCGAUGAAGAUGAAACAACAGCAACUGGCUGACGAUCAUCAGUCAUCGUCCUACAACAAGAAGAAACACAGCGGUAAGAAAGACAAGCGACGCGAUCGCUCCAAGGAGGACUACGAAAGUAAGUCCUCUUCGUCCAGCCGAUCGAAGAAAUCGAAAAAUCGUCACAAGGAAAGCAGCGGCGGUGGUGCUGGAGGUGGUGGAAGUAGUAACAGCAGCACUAGCAAAUUCCUCGACAUGGACCUAUUUGGGCCGAUAUCGGACGAAGAGUCGCAGCACUCCUCGGUUGAAACGGAAGCAUCACACGGUGGAAAGCAAGGUUCGCUCGAGCCAGACGACCAAGGGCCAAGAAUGGAAGAUGAAGUGCCGAAAGGCAGCUCCAAGCAACAGCAGCAGGAUCAGCAGCUUGUUGCGGAUGUUCCCAUCAACGAGCCCGCGUCUAAGAACCCGAGCGCUCCCGCCAUGCCUGCAGAUAGAGUACCUCCAACGACGGCGGCGUCGCUCUCGAUAGGAAACAAAUCCGGCACGAUGGAAGAGUCACAAAAAGAACCACAACAAUCGUUCGGUUCCGCGCUUCGCAACGCUGGUAAGCUGCCGGAUCAGCAGUCGAACACCACAUCAUCGACUUCGGCCGCUGGAGGCGGUAGUGAGCUGACGGAGAAGGAGCUGGCGCGCAAGGAAGAGUCGCGCAAACGUAAAGAAAAGCGCCGACGGGAGAAGCAGCGUGCUUCAAUGGCCGCCGCCGCCGCUGCCGCAGCGUCACUGAAGGAGGAUGAAAACAGUGUUGAUCUCGAUGAAGCCGGCCGAGCACUGGAAGCGCAGCUGAUGAGUGAUACCGACCAGCAGAAGGACGAGGAAGUGGAGGUUUCACCCGCCUCGGCUGUGGCCAGUGGAGGAGCUACACUGAUUGGCGAAAAGCGCACGUCCGUCGACAUGUUGGACGUGUUCCGUUACACGGACGGUGACGAUAGUAUGGAGAUGUCUUUCGGCGACAAGAAAGACCCAUUGUCGGGUUCUGUGAUCACCGCCACGACGGGUGCGUCAUCAUCCGAGCAUGGCCGCAAGGAGAAGAAGAAGAAAAAGAAGCGUGGUAAGGAUGAAAAGCAUAAGCACCAUCACAGUGGAAGCAGCAGUGGAGGCGUCAAUUCCACUGGAACGACUACCCCAAGUGUGUCUACCACGACAUCUCUCAGCGAAAAUGUGACGAAAUCCUCCGGUACCCUUCUAACGAAUACCGCCACCGGAAGCAUCAGUAGCAACGUUCUCUCGCCGAUCGGUGGAAAUUCCGGUGGUGGUCUGCAAACCACAAACCGACAUCCACCUCCGACCACGACUCCGGUUACUCCAUCUUCCAUCAAUAAACUGUCGCUGGACAUCAUCUCCGCACAGCAGGAGGACUCCAAGCACAACCUCAGCAAACCGUCGCCCAGUUUACCGUGUCUGUUGGACGAAAGUCCACCACCGUCGAACAAACAGCAGCUGACGGCACAGACGACGAGCACACCACCAUCUUCGGCCGCCAGUACAACCGCCGCCCCGGUGGAACGGUCAUCGUCGCCUUCGUCGCUGUUGCUUGCGGGUGUCGAUGGUGUACGCACGCGUGAGCUGACCUGCUCCACUCCAACGUAUGAGUUCGAGAAGAAAGCAUCGAUUGAUGAAACAACAACAUCCAGCAAGAGUACGGCGAAGCGAAAGAAAACGACGUCGUCCGGCACGGAAAAACUCGACGAACAGACGCAACAGCUACACGAGAAGGCCGUUAUGUCGAUCUCUGGCGAGAUGUUGGCCAGCAGCAGCGAGGUGGCCAGUGGCGGUGAUACGGUGUGUUCCAACGAUGACGAGCAGCUGACGGCUGCGGCGAAACAGAGGCAAGCGGAUGAAGCGGCCGCCAAGCUGCUGCUUGAGGAAAAGUCUCGUGUCGUCAUUUCGCAGGAGGAAACGGAAGACGCCGUGGCGGCGUUGCUGGGUGAAAGUUUCGGCACGUCCAAUACGCCCGACUUUUCCGACAUGUACAGCGAUCCGGUCGAGGAGGAGCAGCUCAAGUCGCCGAACACCGAAGAUGAACCACCGCAGAUCCCGGAGGAGGACGACGAAGAGAUGAAGAAGGCGAUCAUGAGCCUGAACGCGGAGGAGCUGAAACCGGACACACCCCAGUCGGAGCAAGAUUUGCAGAUCGACACCGACACGGAUGAUGCGCUCGAUGACGAUCAUACCGGUGGUAAUUUGCUGCGGUUCGACAAUCCACCGAAAACGCCCGAUGUCGACCUCAGCCAGAUCGGCAAACCGUUGAUUGAGGGUGCGAAAGCGGAUAAGGUGGACAAGUUGGUGGUGGCGGAAGGCACAGCAGGCGGCAAGAAGGACGAUUCGCUUGGAAGGUUGGAAAUGCCUGACACACCCGGCAAGCAUAUGGCACUGGCGAAUGUCGACUCACCGUCACAAGGGUCGGCGGAUGAAGCCACGAGCAGUAGUGUCGUCGUUAAACCACCUUCCCAUCGUCCGGACGCAACGACGACGGCACAGUCGAAGCCGUCGACGAAAGUGUCAACCUCUCCUUUGGGUGCACCGUCCGUUGUGAGUCAUCAUAAGAUCAUAACUCCAGCGUCGACGAUCACGAUCAUAAAGGAACAGCUGCGUCCGAUGGUGCCCUCUGUGCCGCAAACGGAGUUGAAACCGAUCACCGUCGGAUAUGCACCUCAGAUAUCGACCUCGGUUAAGCCAGCGUCUCAACCAUCGACCGUGGUAAGGAGUGGUGUUUCGAUCCCAACGACACCACCAUCAGCGAUCGCCACCAGCACUACCACGUCCGCGACAACCACCGUUCAUCGGCAGUACGUUGUGCAGACACCGCCGACGAUCACCAUUCCCGAGCAGCAUCCGAUCAUCUAUCAUGCGAUGCCAUCGGCGGCAGUGGACUCGUCAUCCCCGCGGGGACUACAAUCUCCAAAGCUGCAGAUAGCCUCACCACACUCACCGUUCGGAGGAGGGCGAACGUCCUCACCAACUACCACGACCUUACGGCCUCAUCCCAUAAUGGUGACCAACAACCGGCAUUCGCCGCAGCAGCAGCAGCUCAGUCCUGUGGUUCAACAAUCACCCGGAGGAGGAAGUCCUCAGGCGGCUAUGAUCAUCCACCAUGGUGGGCAUAUCGUAGUGCACUCGCCAAAUUCUUCCUCCACACCGAGUGGUGGACAAUCACCGUACCAUCAAAAGCCGACAGUGUCGAGUCCUGGCAGUGGUGGUCAGGUGAUAUCGCCACAGCAGCAACAUUACCAUCCACACCAUCUACACCCGGCUUCGAUCGCGCAACGGGGAAUGCCUCAUGCUGCGGGUACAACACCAUUGAAACCCUCGGCGUUGGUAACUCCCGGAAAGGUAAACGAUCCAUCGAUCAAGAACCAAUACAGUCCUUCGUCGGCAGAAGGAGGGGGUAAUCCGGUGGCUCGUAUCAUCACCGCGAGUGCUGCAGCAGCAAUGGUUGGGGGGCAAGAGCCAAAUCCAAGCAAACCGAACAUCGUACUCAACACUACACCGUCGACGUAUCUCAUGCAAACCUCAACCCCACGAAAACCGCUAGAUCCAUCGUCUAUGAAGACCAUCCAUCCGGCUGUAGUGACAUCGACAGGAGCGGGUACAGCAUCUCCUGCGGCGAUUCCUGUCAAGACAACUGUUCUGGCUCACCAACAGCAGCCAUCACCUUCAGUAAUCCCCCCUGUUGCUGCUAGCAAACAGGUAACAACCACCAGUAGUCCUGUGGGUUCUGUGUAUCAGAAAUCGAUGGCAACUGAACCGGUGGCGACAACCAUCAGUUCACCUAACAUUGUCCUAGCAAAAACAGCGGCGGCAGCGGUGUCUGGAAAUAACACGAUCUCCACGAUCAUGUCCAACCCGAAUCACCAACCGACCGUCGUGGUGGCGAAAUCGAUUGUUGUCGACCCGGUGGUGGUGCAAUCUGGCAAACCGUCCUCCAGUCCUACACAAUUGACUGCAUUGAAGUCCGACGCGGGCAAGGAGAACACUGGAUCGCGCAAGCAACCAGGAUCAUCGACACCAGUGAAGGAAGAGGGUAAACCAACCACGGUCACAUCGCUAGACGAGCAGGAAACGGACUCGAAAGAGGACAGCGAUUGUUGGUCGGCGAAGGAAAUCAACAUAGACUCGGUGAUCAAGAAGGUGGAUGCGCUCUGCUCGGAGGACGAAUCGGUAGUUUCGCAACCUUUGGACAAGGAAGCUUCCACGAUCGAUCUGGUGGCCAAGGGUACGGUCGGUGCGUUGGAGGAGACCAAGGUGAAGCAACAACUCGAUCCAAUCGCCAAGGAGAGUACUGCCAAGAAGGAAGUGACGGAUGUGAAACCGAUGGCCGUUAUCUCCGGUGCAGACGUGACGUUACCUUCAUCAGCAACGUCCGCAGCGAUUGCGGCAGCAAUAACACCGUUGCCGAUGGAUGAGGAAGAAUGUGACGAACAGUCGAGUGGAAGCAGUGCGAUCGAGUCCAUGGAAAAAGAAACCGUUGGCCGUGGUACGGGAAAACGGGGAGGACGUCGAGGUGGACGCAAGAGCUCGGAGAGCGGACACACGACGGUUGUCGAAAAGAACUCGGCCGAGACGGUUGAGUCCGGAAUACAAACACGCACCCGUGGAGGAAAGACUCCCGGUGGUGGCAAGCGGGGCCGUGGAGGACGAGGUGGUGCGAGAGGUGGUGCAGCUAUGGUCAGUACAACGCAGCAACAUGUUGCUGCUACACCGAACCUACCGGGACCGACCGCAGCAUUAUCGUCGACCGGUUCGUCAGCAGGACUACCGGCGGCCACUUCCACCCCGAAAGCCGCUGGUCGGGGGGCUCUUGCCGGAGUUGGGGGAUCGUCGUCCGAUAUCUACGAGUUCCAUGACGACUCGGGUGAGGAUGUGUCCAAUCCCGACAAACUGUUGUCACCGGCUUCCGGUGGUGACGGUGCUCGCCCACGGUUAAUUUUGACCAUCAAGAACCAGGCGGCCGUAACGACAGCCCCUGCGACCAACACAACUCCGACCACGGUGAUCGCAACAGCGACACCAUCGGGCACCAUUGCGACAACAACAUCCGUCCCGGUUACCCACCAGCAGGUGAUCACAGCGAUGGCGAACGUCUCAACCAGUAUUCCGUCAGUGGUGGUAAGCAUCUCUACGGUGUCCACACCCCAACAAACUACGACGGUGUCAACAACACCAGCGGUGGCACCUACAUUGCCAUUGUCACUCCCUGCCAGCGAAUCUGCUUCGGUUCAUCAGCAGCAGCAGCCACCAACAGCAGCUACCGGUGUCCUGGAGAUGGUGGUUGGCAAGGAAGAACUGGGCGUACUUCAUCCAACGGCGGCGUCGGUGGUUGGAAUGUCACCGGCGGCAGUUGCAGCAGCAGUUGCGGCAGCCAAUACACGGAAAUCCCGCCGUCUGCUGGAGAAAGAUGGCCGCAGCACGGUAGAUGAUAUAAUUGAGGAUGUCAUCCGCAACGGUCCGUCACCGAAGGUUGCCGGAGGAGCAGCAGCAAUAAUUGUUGGACCCCAGCAACAACCGGCGACUCCUCUGUCUGCACAAGGUGGUUCUCAGGCGGGCAAUAGUAUCGCAUUGAGUCAGCAGCAACAACAACCACCAUCCGUUGUAAGCGUACAGCAGGCUACAAGUGCUGGUGCCGUAGGAUCGAUGCAUUCGCAGCAGUUGGUAGUACCUCAACACCAACAGCAGCAACACGUACCCUCCCCGACGGGAGCUAACGAGCAAUUCCAACAGCAACAGCAGCAGACCUUGCAGGUUGCACCAACUCGUCGCACCACACGCCAAAAUGCCACUACGUUGAAUGGUAAUUCUACCGGACCGGGAGAUAUGCGCAAAUCGCCACGCAGUACAAGGAAGGCCAAGGAUCGUAAAAUCUCCGAAACAUCCACCGAUAGCAGUGACGAGCGACCUCCUCCGCAGCAGACAAGUAUCGCAAACGCCGCUGGCAGUUCGACGUUGGUGGGUGGUCUGAAAGAUCCACUUGGUGUGACGAAGGGUGACGAAAAACAGCAGACGACGGCGGCGGUAGCCCAAGGAGCCGUUGGUGGUGGUGGAGGAAGCCUGUCUGCAACGACACCGGUCACACCGAGCGUGCAGAUAACACGCCCGAACGAAACAGCAUCGCUAGCGGACAAAGCGAAGGAAAAAUCCAAACCGACGGCCGAUGAAGCGAAGGCGCCGGUGGCCGAAAUGUUACCGCAACCGAGUGCCCUCACGCUGAUCGAUCCGGUGACGGGCGAGUUGAUGCGCCACAGUACCAAGGAUGGCCAGUACGUGCCGCUUCCUCCGGCACCGAAUGCACCGCAACCGCUCAAGAAGGUCAUUGCUGCCGCGGCGAUACAAAGUGCGGCCGCUGCCGAACACCUGAAGUCAGUCAACGCUAUCGCUACCUCCGCCUCAUCUACACUACCCAAUCCUCCCAACAACACUGGCUCUUCGCCGACACCACCGAACCGUAACACCCCUCCGACCCCAACAUCGUCCGGUGGAAUCAUCAUCGGCAGUGGCAAGGCGACCACAAUCCCAUCGAUGGCAGGAGUGGGGCAGCCGGGUGGAAUAGUCGUGCAUCAACAACAGACCACUACAAAACCACACCCGCUGAAGGCGCACGUUCUGAACUCUCAGCAGGUACUCCAGCAGCAACCGAUUGUAAUAAAACACCAGCAGGCACCGAGUGUGAUCACGUCGCAACAGCAGCAAGUAUACGCGGCCGCAACCUGCACGCCCCCGAUGCAAACGACAAUGACGACAACGAUCACCAGCAAGGCGUCGUCCGUGCACCCAUCGGCGGUACCAGCUGUUACGUCCAUAUCGACACCGCUCAAAUUGACCACCAACGCCUCGUCAUCAUUGCACGGUCACCAGCAACAACAACAGCCCAUCUACAUACAGAAUGCACUCUCAGGACAGCAGCAUCCGCAUCCGAUGGUUAUUGGAAAGCAACAAGCCACCAUCGUUAGUGGAAAACAACAGCAAUCCACGGGCGGAAUUCAGCUGCAUCACCACACCGGCACGGGAAAUCUGCUACUGAACAUCCCGCCAGGAAUGCAUCCGGCGACCGCGGUCCAAAUGUCUCCACGACUACACCAACAACCGCAGCAGCCGUUGAUCGUUACCAAUGCGGGCAAACAUCAACAGAAACCUCAGCAACAACCGCAGCAAGUUCCACCGCCGCAGCAGAUCAUCAUCCACCGGAGCAAGGCAACGGCGGCUGGUGGUGGUGGUGGUGGCGAUUCGAGCCCAUUGCAUCAGCACCACGACCGUUACACGACCGUCCUGCAGAGUGGAGGGAAAAUCAUACAACAAGCCGGUACACCGACGACGGUGGCACCUCCUCCACCCGGCUCGAUGUUAUCGCAAAUGCAGCAACAGCAGAUCAUCACCAAACACCCUACGACCGGACACCCUACGACGAUACAGAUAUCAGCCGCAGGUGGCGGUGGUGGUGGUGUUGGUCCCGGCGGAGUGCUUCCUGUGCAUUACCAAACGGUACAGCAGCAACCGAUUUUGCACAAGGGUCCAAUAGCAUCCGUGCAACAGAAGAUGGUGAACGCGCAGCAGCAGCAACAUCAACAACAGCACCUCCUGCACUCGCAGCAGCAGCAGCAACAACAGAUGCAGCACAUGAUCGGUGGGAAGACUCCCAUCAUCCAUCAGGUGCCGAUGGGAGGUGGCAAAAUUGUGCAGAUCCAAUCGAACCCCAAUGUUAUGCCUAGCCAGCAGCAACAACAGCUGAUGCAACCUGUCGGCUUGACGAAGCUAUCCAAUCAUCACGUCUCGACACCGUCUCCUCCGGCACAGCAACACCAGCCGCAACCCCCGAUCAAGGGAAUGUCGCCGCAUCCGAUGCACCAAGCUCCGCAAAUCAUGACCGGUGCCGUGGCUAGCCCACCGUUGAAGCCGUCGCAUCUGCAGGGCCAGCAACCGAUCGUGACAGGAGCCAGCAGCACACGGGUGGCGUUGCCAACGAUGAGUCCCCAGGGUCCGUCGCCGCAAGGACCCCAUCCACCGCAGGCAUCGAUUCAACGGCACAUUCUCACACCGCAGGGUACCGUCUACGAAACGACCAACCUGCGUGGAGAUCUGAGUGGAUUCAUCAACCGUGGCCAAAGUCCUCCGCCGGCACACCAACAAAUGUCGCCCAUAACGCCAGUUCACGGCCCAGAUGGUGGCUUCCGGGGCGGUAUGCCGAGGGACUACGUGAAGUACAUAUAUCGCAGCAACAUCCCGAUACCGAGCAGGUCACCCAUGCGGGAGCUGCCGGAGAUGGAAGAAACGGUGGCCGCCAGUCCGCCGCUCGAGCUGCGCCGACCAUCCAGUCGCCCGCCGCACACCACGGCCGUACCGCUCAGUCUGCAGAGUCCAGGGGAUCGUGUAACCGAUUCGCCGCAAGGAGCGCAGGUCUACAUGGGAAGCGCAAGGAUUCCGCAUCCCUAUCCUCCGGAUACGCUGAACGCGCGCUACUACGAACCAACGAUCGGUGGUCCAAACGGAGGCCUUCGUGCAAUCAGCACGGAACCACCGCCAGCGCACCGACCGCACAAUCUGUCCACUGCACCGUACACCGGCGCUCCGUACUCGGUCACCCCGAGCCCAACGCCACCACCAUCGGCCUCGCCCGCCACCAUGCUCCAGCUGCAGCGUGAACGUGAUCAGCAGCAGCAGCAGCAGCAACAACAGCACGUAGCGGCCGCGUUAGUGGCAGCAGCUGGCCAGCGGCUCGUAGGCGACCGGGUCGUGUCGUCCGGGCCGCCGCCGCCAGGUAGCAGCUACUACUAUCGUACCGGCGACGGCGAACACGAGCUAACUGAGCAACUUCAUCCCGUCGCCCUAGGUCACGGAUCGUCGUCAGUGGGCGCUUCAGCGCCGUUACCGGCUCACACGGGUGGCCUGCUACCAGUGUCGGUGAUGGGUUCGCAGGGAGUGCCGAUUGUCACCGGUCGUAGCAUCCAGGUGGCCACCCCACCAGGGCCAGGAAUGUCCGUGCCCGUGCCUGUUCCGGUUGUAACGGCACCCGGACCGCCGCUGCAGACGGACUCACUGGAGGCGCUAUUGCAGCGUUAUCCGGUCAUGUGGCAGGGACUGCUCGCGCUCAAGAACGACCAGGCCGCGGUGCAGAUGCACUUCGUCUACGGUAAUCCCAACGUGGCAGGAAGUUCGCUGCCAAGCAACAGCGAUGGCACGACGCCCCCGUUGCGCAUUGCCCAGCGUAUGCGCUUGGAACCGGCACAGAUCGACGGGGUAGCUCGAAAGAUGCAGAUGGUAAACGAACACUGUAUGCUGCUGGCGCUGCCGUGUGGUCGCGAUCGGAUGGAUGUGCUACAGCAGCAGAACAAUUUGCAGACCGGCUUCAUCACCUACCUGCAGCAGAAACAGGCGGCCGGUAUCGUCAACAUUGCUGCUCCCGGCAGCGCUCAGGCAGCCUAUGUGGUCCACAUAUUUCCGUCGUGCGAAUUUGCCAACGAGAAUCUGGCCCGCAUCGCACCGGAUCUGAUGCACCGGGUGGCCAACAUCCAGUACCUGCUGAUCGUCAUUGCUACGGUGUAAGAUGAUGUGUGGGGGCCUCCAAGCCGCCACUCCAACCUCGGUGACCUCGAUGUAUGUACAUACCGAAUGUGACACACUCUCACACAUUAACCAGCCUACCUACUACAACUACUAUUACUACUAUUGUUGCUACUUCUACUUCUCUAAAACACUACCACCACCAUUUUCAACACUAGAAGACGAAAAAGGUUGUUUCGAAAGGUUAUGGAGUUCAGAUUAGGGGUCAGUUUGGAUUGAAACAAAACCAAACCAAAUACACAAACUCACUCAUAAUGUUUACUGCUUAAGCUGCAACGGUACGAAAAACCGAAAUAUACAGGAGGGAGGCGUAGUAGGCAAUGGAGAGAAAAUAAUAUUUAUUUUACAUCGCGCGCGCGUGUGUGUGUGUAUGCCAUCUCAUCAAUGAAGUAAAAGAUAGAAACAUGGAUUCCUCUCCCCCAAAAUGGGAAUGCCACUUGUGUCCAUCUGCAAAGUGACGAAUGGAAGAAGAAAAAAAGAAACUAGUUGUACAGUAAUAAAAAAAAAACACACAGGCAAACCACAAACAAUGCAUAGUAAGAGCGAAAAGGUAUGAAGCAAAAACAAAAAAGGUGUAAACUGUGAUUUAUCCAUAUUCUUAAGUAUUACUUCUGAAAGGAUACCACCAGCACUACCACCAAUGUUAGCACAGUUUAAAAACGUAAUACGCUUGAAACCGUUAAUGAAAAACAAUAAACGGUAGUGGGAGCGAGAGAAAUAGAAAGGAGAGGGUAGGCGCGAACCGUGUUAAGGGCAAAAUUGUCGUAAUGGGGGUGAACAGACGGAGCUUGCAAGAAUCAGAUAGCAAAGUGACAAUGGAACAUCGGGAAACUCCAAGCCUAAUAAUUAAGGUCAGGCAGAAAUUAAAGUCAUCAACCCUCUUUUGCCUGCCUGCCUUUGGUUUUCCUACCGAAUCACAAUUUGUUGUGACACACGAGAUGCGGUAAUGCUAACCCAAUUGCAAAGCGGUUCUUUCCCUUGUGACGAUAGGCUCUGCUUCUUUUUGUCAGAGAAAUGAGGCGGACACGCGCGCUUACCAAGCUGCUCUGUCACGAUACAUUCGCAUAGAAUGCGGAAUAUUAUUGGCUGUUGCAUGUAAAUCUUGGUUUUAUAAUAGUAAUGCGGGGGGAAAGAAUGUAGAAAUACCUACACAGCAAACCAGUGAGAAAGGUCUACCGCUUGUUUGCGCGAACGAAAACGAUCUCUAUCUCAGAGGUAGAGUUAAAUGUUAAAGGGAGAAAUGCCCCCCACUCACACACAUGCACAGAGACGACUACACCCCAGGAAAGGACAACCUCUUUUGGCAAUGUAUGCGUGUGUGUGUGUAUGUAUGAGUAUACUUGUGAGGACGUCACAAUAGUAGGUACAACUGUACAACGUAAAGCUACAUGUUAACGACGGUCGAACAAAAUCAUCGAUAGCACAGUUAAUUAAUCACUACUGAGGACGGUGACCACUUCUACUACUACUACUACUAUUAAUACUGGCUACGUCUACUACUAAUGGACACGACAAUGAAUCAAGACGACGAGGAACAUGAAGAGAAAAAGAGGACAAAAUCAAUAGCGAGCAAAACAAAGCACCACCUUUGCUCUUAUGAACAGGUUGAUGGUAGGCAAAUUUAUUAUACAACACAUAAACAACAAACACACGCAGCAACAAUAUAAACACACGUAUGAGAGGACUAACACACAGAAAGAAGGAAAACAAAAAGUAAUCUAUAAGGAGACAAAUAAACUUUAACAUGUGCUGUAAAAAGUAGAAAGAAGGAAGGUGGGGGCGGGAGAGACAAAUGCAUUGGUAACAUAUACCUAGUGUCUAAGGUUCGAUAUAAUGAUGUUGUGUAGCGUUAGACUUACGCGUGCGAGAAAAGUUAAUAGAAAAGGGAAAAAUAAUACACACACGACGGUAAGCGCGAGUGAGAGAGAGAGAGAGAGUUCUAGGGAUAUGUUGUGUAUACCACAUACCUACGAGUAUGUGCGUGUGUAUGUGUGUGUAUGAGAAAAGUUAGCGAAAGAAGGUGUACGAACUUUGAAGAGCAUUAGUAAUAUUAUUAUUAACGCAAUAACGAUCCGAUACAAACAGCAAAACACACGUUCAUUAUUAUAUAUAUACACGUACAUAUAUAUAUAUACACAUACAAAUAGAGAAAGAGAAAUAUUUGGGGUUACUUUAGAGUAGGCGAACAUGCGUAAUAGCACCCGCUGUCGGAUCCUAGCUUCUUGCGCGGGAGGACACGCACGAGAACGACAAAGGAUACGACUUUGGCAUGGCGCGCGCCAUGGGCUGUUCGACACGGUUCGCCACGACGUAAUCUACUAAUAUCCCGCCCCUCCGCUCCGUCGAUACUAAGUAGUAUAGCUAGAGACUAAGCGCCUAUAGCGGGGAAAACGUGGGCAAAUGGAACGGGAAGGACGAAAAAGGGUGUGGGGUGAAAAUGCUCGACGAAACAAAGCAUCUCUGUACGACACGAUUGAGACAGAAAAAAAUCCCUUGUCAUGAGCAACACCCUUGACCCGUUUGCAUGCGAAGAUGAAAAUGAUGGCGAUGAAAAAGAAGAAGAGAAGCAGUUGUGCGCAGGCUUUUCUUUCCCCACGCACUCGCCUCCCCCUAAGGAGGAGCGGUGGAAGUGAUCGUUUUUUUUACACUUCCUUUGGGCAUGUUCACUAAACAACUCCCCUCCCCCGAUAGUUUUUUUUUUCAUUCUUACUCGUUAUCAUUAUUUUUCUUUUGUUUUUCAAUAUGUGUAAGUACUUUAAAUGACUAUCGAUAAAAUCUUUGUACAUAUAAACUUUAUAAGAAGAUGAGAUAAAUAAAAAUCCAAACCCACAAAAAUUAAAACUCACAGCUAUUGAAACUACGAAAAUAAGGCAUCAAGCAAAACUGUUGUGGUACUGAAAGAAAGUAAUCGUCAGUAAGGUUUGCGAAUUACCAUCAAACCCCCCCCUGCCCUCGCGGAAGUUUUUUUCUUCUCUUAUUGCUUUCAGUUGCUGUUUUUGAUUUGUGACUCAAUACAAAUGUUUGAAUAAUACGUCACGGUGAAACAAAACGGUGCGUAAAAAUCGAAACUAAAUUAAAUAAAGCGUAUGAAUAAUGAGAUAAAUUACCUGUGUAAAAUAACAAACAGAUUAAAGAACGAUUGUUCGCAUAAAUAACCGACUUAAAAUACGGCAAAGCCUGAUGGGCAUAGAAUGUGAAAAUUUUUGGUUUUUUGUUUUGUUUUCGUUUUGUUUUCACCGUUCACGUACCAGGCCGUAAAAUGUAAUUUUUCAUUGUUUAUUCUGUUUGUUUGUCCUGCACUCUUUCUAAGUAUGUACAGAAAUUAAAGUCCAAAUCAUGGAGUUCCACAUGGUGGAAAUGAAUUUUAACGUUGUUUUUUUUUCUCGAGAUGCGACACAUGAUCGUAUGAGAUAUAUGGUAGAAAGUUGGACAACGGAAGGGUAUGAUGUUCCAUUGUUUAAUUUUUUGGACAAUGAUCGAUUUCCACGAUCGCAAUCGAGGGCGGAAGAAAGCUCUUGAAGGGUCUUACAAGAGUUAUAUUUUUUUAUGCAGGAAACCAAGCCGAGGUAGUAUGGAAUCCCCGCGCGCUGUACGACGGUGCAUUAUUGGAACGCAAGGGAUAGUGAAUAUUAAUAUGGACAUUUUAGAUAGCAUAAUUGCCACAUUAAUAGCACUAAAGUUACUAAUAUAUGUAAUGGGUGUCCAAUUUCACGACACUGUUUGGUGAAAGGUUCUUUUUUUCAAUUUCCUUGAUUUGCUGAUUGAAACCCUUCUAAUACCAACUAGAAAGUGUUGAAACCCAAUCACAAAAGGUAAAGCAGAUCGGCCAAUGUAAAAGAUAGGAUUCAUGCUCUCGCCCUUCUAAGGGUUCAUCAAACAAUAAUGGUUCAAAGUAGCGCAACUAGCAAAUCAAAAAAAAAAAAAAAAGAAAAACGAAAUAAAAAUUAAA